Molecule: messenger RNA, 978 nt
Organism: Acyrthosiphon pisum (pea aphid)
Lineage: Eukaryota; Metazoa; Arthropoda; Insecta; Hemiptera; Aphididae
Exons: 8
Coding region: 176-826 (216 amino acids)
Source: RefSeq, a predicted model, not a curated record
CGUCUUGCCCCACCCCAUCGGACUGUUGCUGUCAAGCACUCAAGCCGGUCAAAAUAAAAACCAGUCGGGAAAAACAGAAAUCAGCAGAACCAUCUUGGACGUGACUCGAGGGACAGAUCAGCUACUCUACUUGGGCCAUUGUCAAAUCUUUCCAGACAGUUCCAAUAUUAUAGUGAUGAAUAUGUUGAAAUUACUCUUCGUAAUCAGUACUUGCUGUGUGUGUGUGAGAUCCGAUUUCUCUAUCGAAUGGAUCUGCGAAGAGACCAAUGCAAUUGGCAACUGCAGUACCAUACCAAAGAUCACAGACUGGCUGCAAUUUCUUGCCGAUAACAUUGAUAAUGACGAAUAUACGGACUUAUACUAUUGCCCAUUUAACAUCGCGGAACGGCACGCCAUGUGUAUGGUGUCGUUCUUGAAAAAUUGUCAGCAAAAAAUGUCCGAAGCAAAACGGCAUGUCGCUUACUCGUAUAUGCCACGAAUCGAUAAAGCAGCGACUCACUGCCCCGAAGGCCGGCCUUACAAGAAGGAAUUUAGAGAAUACACGAAUUGCACGAGAGUGAUGUAUAACAAUGAACCCAAAGAAUGGGAAGUACAUUCGGUAAAUCAACAGAUAGAGUUCGGACUGCUACCAAGGAAAAUGGAGUUCCGCCAGAAAUGCGACGUUUAUCGCAAGUAUUGGGAAAUGCAGAGCUCGUGGAUUCUUAGGGAUUGCGGACCGAAGGCAGAAAAGUUUUCCCGCCAUGUGCUCAGCUAUAUGUGGCCUAUAAUGGGAUUGUUGAACGUAUGUGGCGACCGGCUGACUCCUUAUGGAUAUUUCGAAACAUGAAAGACGGCUUCAAAUCCCAAAUUUUCAAUUUCAUAUCAUAGUAUAUCAAUAGCAUAUUACCGCUUAUUAAUUUAAUUUUAAAGAUUAUUAAAUUGUAAUUUUUUUUUCCAUUUUAUAAAAACUCACUUGGAAAUAUAUUGACUAAUAUUAUA